Messenger RNA from Nicotiana tabacum (common tobacco), 1191 nucleotides. RefSeq lists its product as uncharacterized. The record is from RefSeq and is a predicted model, not a curated record. NCBI's taxonomy places the organism in Eukaryota, Viridiplantae, Streptophyta, Magnoliopsida, Solanales, Solanaceae.
CCUAGUUGUAAGGUUGGACGGUGGCAAUUGAAGACUGGCGAGGGGCAGUGGAGAAAAUAUAUCGUCCGCAGACUCUGGAUCAGGUACUCUUCCUAUUAUAGUUACAGACGCAAACCUAGUUCCAGUCCCAUCCCCCGUCCCUGUCCCCUUCCCACCUUGAAGAAGCCAGUGCAAACGCGACUAAAACGCUGCGGCGCCAGAAAGCAGAGUGAAGUAGAUAGUAGGAAUAGUGCAAGUACAGCCCCGAGUCAUCUCAAUUGGUCAUUAGUGGCACUCUCGCUCUUCGGGACAGGCUUCUUCUUGGGUCCCCUUAUUGAUGGAAUACACUCCGGAGUCAAUCUAGUGGUGUACCAAAAUGGAGCUAUUGAUGUGGCUUCUCUUCACACAAAUAUAUGGGUUCCGCCUUUGCUUGGCUUGUUUUACUGCUCUGUGGGUCUGCUGCAACUGCUGCUUGACCACGUCUCCUCUCAGCAGCCUCCAGAGGGUAGCCUAGAGAUCAGAACUGUUGCCUCCCUCGUGUCAUUGGUGAUUUUCACUGAGUUGAGCUCUGAAAUGUACAAGGCCGGAGUGCCAGACAACGUUGAAGCCUAUGUCUUGUUUGCAGGAGCGGAACUCAUAUGGUUUUUGCUGGAUAGAACAAGACUGGGGUUUGCAUUAGCCUGUUUUGUAGGUCUUGCCUGCCCACUGGCUGAGAUCCCUGCAAUGGAAUGGUUUAAUUUGUGGUAUUAUCCUCAAGCAAACGUCCAGAUCUUUGGACAGGGGUUAGUCACUUGGACAAUCACUUGCUAUUUUGUCUACACACCUUUCUUGAUCAACCUCUCCCGUUGGCUGAAAUCAUUCAUUGCUGCUGCAAUUGCUCAAUCCAAGUCUGUUUAGAUUCCAUCUUUGGCCCACUUGAGAGGAAACCAAGUAACUUCAACAGGAAAUUGAGUUGUUCUGACAACUGAUCCUCUAGCACAUUACUUAAUAAAAGUGACAACCAAGUGGACGACUGAAUAAAUGUAAAGGGAUACAAUUAUUAUACUCUGACAAUAGAUACUUACUGUAAAAAAUGAUCAUAUAUCUACUAGCUAUACAAAGUUUCAUCAAAUGGCUCGCUGAUACUAGAGUGGUAAGGAGUUGUGGCAACUUUGGCACUUUGCUGUAAUUGGUGCUCUCUAUAUAAGAUUACAUGUUUCGUGUUUACAUGAA